GUUAGCUGGUGAAAGGAGAAUCCCAGCAUGGAGAGAAAUGCUGGAAAGUGAAAAGGGAAUCAAGUGGCCAGCAGACAGUUUUGCCAGCUCAUGUGAUUAGGGCAGACUGUGAGCCCCAAGUCCCGGCAGGGAAGCUGGAAGGGGUUAGCAGGGGUCAUCUGGAGUGGGGAUAGAAAGAAAAGAGAGGGGAGAACCAGUGGAAAAAAGCUGUCUGGAAACAUCAUCUCACCCCACUUCCCUGAUUUCCUUUCCAUUUCCCCUCUCCCCACUUCCCCCCUCAAAUGCCACCCUUUAAAUCCACAAACUUCAAAUUCUUCAGCCGUGCUGGUAGCAGAAGCAUCAUGGUGCUGUGCAGAGGGGAAAACAGGGACAGCCAUGUCCAAUAAAUCUCAUGGUUGUGCUGGAUCUCUUGAACGCCCUGCAAUACAAGAGAAGAAGAAGAAUUUGGAGCAUUUUUCUAGGAGCAGGCCUGGCCAGUGUUACUGUGUACACAGAUAGUGCUGGAACAAGGUCUGUCUGCAAAGGAGACCCGGGUUCUUCCUCACUUUUUGUCCCGGCAGUCCAGGACUGCCACGCCUUUGUUUUGUGGACCUUUGCACUGUAAACAGCUCUAUGAGGGAACUGCUCCUGUAAAGAUUUCCUCUCACUGGCCUGCUCUGAAUACCCUUGAUCCUGCUAAAGAACAAAGGGCAUCAGAGCUGGACAUGUGAUCAUUUCCAGUUUCUGUUUCAAUAUCGUGUUCAGAUUCUUCAGGCAGCUUAGAGCAGCUCUGUCACAGACUCUUGGAAGCUCAACGGCUGGCGGCUUUUGGCUAUGGAUAUGUGAUCCAUGAUAGGUGCUGUGUCUAGGAUAGAGUGCAGAGCAGAGACUUUGCUGGGCAGAGCAAGCAGCCAGGUGCCCAUCUGCUCUUCUGCACUUGAGUUGUCUCCUGACCCAUCUGUCUGCUCCUGAAAUGGAAUAUGUUUGGUAUUGGCUCGAUGAUUCCAAGGAGUGGAUUGAGUACGGGAAAGAGCACCCAGAUCAUGCCACUGCCACUGUAACAUCUGCAUUUCUGGAGAAGGAAUAUCUAGCUGACAAGAAUGGUGUUAUUUUUUUCAGGGCUGGUUCUCAGAAGUAUAAGUUAGACUUUGCAGACAUGAUCCAAACAAAUCUGCUCUUUCAAACUCAAAGAAGUGUUAUUCGACUGCCUAAACAGCCUGAAGGUGGACAAGAUGGAAGCCAAAACACGACUCUCUUGCAUCCUGUCUAUCCUCCACAGUGGGACAAAACUGCUCUACCUGACAUCGGGUUCAAGUUGAUACAGCUCAGUUACGAUUCCCAAGAAUAUAGAAAAAUCAAGAGUCUAUUUGAGAAGACAAUGAAAAAUUACUGCAUCAACCAACUCCAGAGGAUCCAGAACCCAACACUUUGGGACAUUUUUCAGUGGCAAAAAGAAAAGAUGAGGAAGCUCCAUCAAUUGAAAGCGGUAAACGAGAGGCUCCUGUUCCAUGGCACAAGUCCAUCCCAUGUGUCUGCCAUCUGUGAGCAGAACUUUGACUGGAGACUCUGUGGGACUCAUGGGACGAUGUAUGGAAAAGGAAGCUACUUUGCCAGGGAUGCCAGCUAUUCCCACGAGUACUGUUCCUCUCACAGUGGGCGCUACAGAAUGUUCGUAGCCCAGGUUCUUGUUGGAGACUUUGUGCAGGGGAACCCUGAGUACUGCCGCCCUCCACCCAGAGCCAAAAAUUCAAACAGACUUUAUGACAGCUGCGUGGAUGACCCGACAGAUCCUUCCAUCUUUGUCAUCUUUGAGAAGCAACAAGUUUACCCUGCCUAUAUCUUGGAGUACAGCACUGAGACCAGCUGUGUGGUCCUGUAAUGAAUGGUGGAAUGUCCUUUGAAUUCACGCUGAAUAAAUUACUCUUCAGUACA
Messenger RNA from Cyanistes caeruleus (blue tit), 1911 nucleotides. The record is from RefSeq and is a predicted model, not a curated record. Lineage: Eukaryota; Metazoa; Chordata; Aves; Passeriformes; Paridae.